This is a messenger RNA of Talaromyces amestolkiae, 3330 nucleotides long. RefSeq lists its product as uncharacterized. The record is from RefSeq and is a predicted model, not a curated record. NCBI's taxonomy places the organism in Eukaryota, Fungi, Ascomycota, Eurotiomycetes, Eurotiales, Trichocomaceae. The coding region runs from base 1 to 3330 and encodes 1109 amino acids. The transcript has 2 exons.
AUGUCUUCGGGACAGUCAGGCACGGUACCUGAUACAAACACAAUCCCUCAGCAGAGCGGUGGUGAUACCCAGGUGGAAGUGGACGACUUUGGGUUACCCAUACGACCAAAGAAGGAGGGAAACAAUUCAGAAAACUCCGAUCCUGCCUCGCCAGUAUUUCACGACGCUUCGGAAGCACCAUCUUCCACUGACAAUAUUCCGCCUCAAUCUCAAGACCAUCCAGUGACGACGAGUAACCAUGCCGAAACGAGCCAGGAAACAAACAAGGGGGAGGACGGUACCGAGAGGAUUGAAGCUCAGGCUCCCGCUCCGCUUGCCGGGCUAGGCGUCAUGAUUGAUAGUCAUAGUGGUUCUGAAUCGCAUAAUAAUAAAGACUCUGUGGAAGAAUCACCAGUGCAACGACAAUCGACAGAUGUCAAAGAAGAGAAGCGUACGCACGCGAAACAUGACUCGACAGGUGCUUCCGACUGGUCCCACCAGAAACUCACCGAACAACAUUCGGACGAAGAAAGUGAUGGAGAGGGAGACUGGAAAGCCAUGCCCGCCCUUGGCGAGAUGGACUAUUAUGAUGACUACGGCAGAUUAGUCGCAAAAGGUUCGAAACUAGACGAUGAUGACUACAUGAAGUCUGGAGCCGUCAGUCGCGGCUAUACGCGUGUGCAGUUCGACGACGAUGUUCAUUCUGUAACUAGUAUGGACGAGGAUACGGGCUAUCUUUUCAAGGAAAGUCAUGGAACCUCGGCCGGUAUUGACGACGAUACUCGCGAUCCUCUCAGCCAAUUACAGGCCACAAAGGACCUUCUCAGUGAGAGUCAACGUAUUGCUUAUGUUGGCGUUGUGCGCCUCGCCAUCUACAAAAUGACCAGUGACAUGGAAAAGAUUCCUACAACAAAGGCUUCCAAAAAGGCUUUGCAAGAAGCCGUGGACUCAAUGAAGAAAUGGAGCCAAGGGGUGAUGAUACGUUUGUUCGCCCAUAUGGAUAUUGAUUCCGCAGAGCAAGUCAUGAUUGAACAACUUGCUGAGCAUGGAGUCCAGGCAGCAGAUCUUGUCGAUCCUUUGAUGAAGAAUUCUCGGGUCAAGAACCCAAUGGCGGAAGAAGGGCGCUCAUCACUUGGUACUCCAUCUCCGAACCCACCGAGUCCUGCGAGCGAAAAGCAAAACAACUCUCCGCCAUUGAACUCGCCUCCAGCUUAUGAGGAAACUCAAUCUCCUCCAGCUUACGGUGCGGAAGCCGGCGAAGUGCCGGCGGUCCAGACACCUUCUCAGAUGCCCAAAUCAGCGAAUAUAGAAAUUGACCUCCGAUGGACCGUACUCUGUGACUUAUUUCUUGUUCUUAUUUCGGAAGCAAAUUAUGAUGCCCGCUCGCGCUACCUGCUCGAACAGGUAGGCGAGGCAAUGAAAAUCUCCUGGAUGCAAAUUUGUCGGUUUGAAAAGAAAGUCAUUGAUGCGCUCGAAAUGGAGCAAGCCGCCGAGAAGGAGACUUGGGAUGAAUCGGAGCAUAUGGAGCAGCGACGUAAAAGGGCACUGAAGUCCAAGUACGUGAUAAUGGGCCUGGCUACUGUUGGCGGUGGAUUGGUUAUUGGUCUGUCGGCAGGUUUGCUAGCACCGGUCAUCGGUGCUGGUCUGGCAGCUGGUUUUACGACUAUUGGAAUUUCUGGAACGGGUGCUUUUCUGGGAGGAGCCGGUGGUACAGCAUUGAUUGCUUCUGGUGCGACACUCACGGGUACUUAUUCAGGUCUAAAGGCUUCACAUCGUCGAACGGGUGCCGUUCAAACUUUUGAAUAUCGCCCACUUCACAACAAUCAACGAGUCAAUUUGAUCGUCACUGUUUCCGGAUGGAUGACGGGUAAAGUCGAUGACGUUCGACUGCCUUUCAGUACGGUCGAUCCAAUAAUGGGCGAUCUUUACUCGGUCGUCUGGGAGCCGGAAAUGCUGCAGAGUAUGGGUUCUACCAUUAACAUUCUGGCGACAGAGGCUCUUACUCAAGGUUUACAGCAAGUUCUCGGUAGCACUAUUCUAACAGCGUUAAUGGGAGCUUUACAACUCCCCAUUGUCCUUACCAAACUUGCUUAUCUCAUUGAUAAUCCUUGGAAUGUCUCUUUGGUGCGAGCCAAUGCUGCCGGCCUAAUUCUUGCAGAUUCUAUAAUGAGUCGCAAUCUUGGGAAAAGACCCAUUACACUUCUCGGCUUCUCUCUUGGCUCACGAGUAAUCUUUUCCUGUCUCAAAGAGCUUGCCAAAAAAGGAGCUUACGGCUUGGUUCAGAAUGUUUAUAUGUUCGGUUCGCCAAUUGUGGCCAACAAGGACGAAUAUCUGAAAGUGCGAAGCGUCGUAGUCGGCAGAUUCGUGAAUGGCUAUUCGUCUAACGACUGGAUUCUUGGUUACCUAUUCAGAGCUACCAGCGGAGGUAUCAUGCGUGUGGCAGGUCUUGCUCCUGUUCUCGACGUUCCGGGCAUGGAGAACUUUGACGUUACGGACCUGGUGAGCGGACACAUGAAUUACCGUGCAGCGAUGCCCCGGUUAUUACGUGAAGUUGGCUGGGAGGUGCUAAGCGACGAGUUUGCUGAGAUCGAGGACCCGGAUCCGGAGAAUCAUGCGGAGCGACAGCGAGAGCUCAUUCGUGAGAUUGACGAAGCACGCAGAGAAGCGGAGCAGAAACCAGACAAGAAAAGAUUCGGUCUUUUUAAGAAAUCAACUUUGGCGAAAAAGAAAGGCUGGGAAACUUACGAUCCCGAUCAGCCAGGUCUUGUGCCACACCCCGAUUCGCCAAACUCGUCGUCGGGACGCGAUAGUGUCCUCUUUGAUAUUGACGCCAUCAGAGCAGAACUAGCGUCAGAGCAAAUUGAGGUCAAGCAACUCGAGUCGACUCUGCCUCCGAUCAAGUUAGAUUUGAAUAACAAUAACCCUGAUCGACCUGAAUUACGACCAUCCAAAAGUGAAAAUGACGCUCGUACUUUAUCCGAUAGUCUCCCAUCCACCACAAAGAAUACCCCCGAACUUUCUUACCCUGCACCAGCGAGCAGUGAUUCGAAAGCAAAGCAUGACGAUUCCCCCAAUAAACACGAUUACGAUCCAGAAGAAGAUGUUCAACUGACUUUCGACACGGCAUACCAUAAUACAUCGACGACAAUAACCCCCCUCGGCGCCUCAACCUUCGAUAAUGAAUAUAAUUAUAAUAACAAUAGUAAUAACAGACUCCACGACCAAGACAUCUCCUCGAUGAGUCGGCCGCCACUACAUUCCGCUGCAACAACGCCAGUCGAUUUUGGACACAAUGCUUGGGCCGAAGGUACGAAUCACAACGAGGGUGAGAUUCAUAUGACUUUUGAGUGA